AUGUUUAACAAAUAUUUUGCGGUACAGGAGAAAUUAGAGGAAAACGAAAAGAUGCCAUUUGUGUUCAUUGUGCCAAAAGACGAUAGAAAAUGCGUACAUAACGAGUUGAAGAAUCUCAUGAUGGAAUAUCUAGUGACUGACAGAGUCGACAAAGAGCUGAUCAGCAAUUUUAUGUUCCCCAUGGAGAUAGAUGUGGACAGAGUAGGAGAUGUGCUGGUGGACAAAGAGAUUGAGGGCGAUUUUUUUGAUGACACUGGUGCUGUUGCGAUCGAAAGGAUGGAAAAGGGAACAAAUGAGUUUACGACAGCUAAGAAUCAACCGAUAAGCAAGGAAAAAGGGUCCGCGGGCACCACCAACCUGGAGGAUCACAUCAUAAACAAAAUCGAAUCAGAAAUACUAAACAGCGCAUUGAAUACCAGCUGGGAUGACAUAGCCGGGUUGGAAAGUGCAAAGCGAAUUAUAAAGGAGAUUGUGGUGUGGCCGAUGCUCCGACCUGAUCUGUUCACAGGCCUGCGAGGACCACCAAAAGGCAUUUUACUGUUCGGCCCACCGGGUACAGGCAAGACACUCAUCGGUAAAUGCAUAGCAUCGCAAAUCAAGGCAACGUUCUUUUCGAUAAGCGCAUCAUCGUUGGCCUCUAAGUGGGUUGGCGAGGGCGAGAAACUUGUGCGUGCACUUUUUCAUGUAGCGAAGGAAAGGGAGCCAUCUGUUAUUUUUAUUGACGAGAUUGAUUCUCUGCUCUCGCAAAGGACAGAUAACGAGAACGAGAGUGCGCGAAAGAUAAAAACAGAAUUUUUGGUGCAGUUUGAUGGUGCAGGGUGCACAAACAAAGAAAGAAUCCUCAUUAUCGGGGCAACGAACAGGCCACACGAAAUUGAUGAGGCUGCCCGGAGGAGACUUGUUAAAAGAAUUUACGUGCCGCUGCCAGAAGGACAAGCUCGCGUUCAGAUGAUCAAGUCCUUGAUGAAAGAACUUCAAUUUGAUCUUGCUGACGAUGAUUAUGGGGAGAUCUGCGCUGCAACUGAUGGUUAUUCUGGUUCUGAUAUGUUUAAUUUAUGUAGGGAGGCUGCGAUGGAGCCUUUGAGGGAAAUCGAUGACAUUUCUAAGGCAGUCGAGGGCAGCACCAGGAGAAUAGUGAAAAACGAUUUUAUGAAGGCGCUGCAGCAGAUAAGGAAAAGCGUAUCCAAGAACGAUCUCAAGGCCUACGAGAAGUGGAACGAUGAUUACGGGUCAAAAUAGCGUAGCAUUUGUAAACGUACAGCAUAUUAUUUUUGAUUGACCAAAAAGCCAUGAUGAACCGUUCGUGCCCAUUUUAGACCGAGAACCAGAAUAAAUGAAUUUUUUUCAUG
Messenger RNA from Vavraia culicis subsp. floridensis, 1349 nucleotides. RefSeq lists its product as uncharacterized. The record is from RefSeq and is a predicted model, not a curated record. Bases 1 to 1239 code for a protein of 412 amino acids. Gene Ontology annotation, molecular function: ATP hydrolysis activity; ATP binding. NCBI's taxonomy places the organism in Eukaryota, Fungi, Microsporidia, Pleistophoridae. The transcript has a single exon.